Blepharisma stoltei is the source of this 1074-nucleotide messenger RNA. The record is from the annotation of a GenBank genome assembly. Lineage: Eukaryota; Ciliophora; Heterotrichea; Heterotrichida; Blepharismidae.
AUGAGGCCAAUACUCAUCAGUUGCCACACAAGACCUGUGAUCGCUGUUAAAUUCAAUAAAGACGGCGACCUUUUCUUUACAGGAAGCUUUGAUGGAAAAGUCUCAGUAUUUUGGUCCGAGCCAGUUGAAAGAUUAGGUACAUUUGCCUGCGAUGGAGCAGUAAAAACAAUGACAGUCACAGAAGACUCAAAAUAUAUCGUUAUAGGCACAGCAAUCAAUGGCAUUUUCAUUUUUGAAGUAGAAACAGGCACUAAAGUAUCCUCAUAAGCAAGAUUAUCACUUGCUGCUUAUAUAAUUGAAAAAUGAGCACAUUUAGUCUAAAUUGGUAUAAAAACAAUAGAAUUUUCAUCAAAAAUCCAUGUGAGAGAUGUUGAGUUCGCAAUGGGCAGCCAACAAUUCUUCAUGAUUAGCUAUGAAAGUGAUGAAAAGAAGCAAUCAGUGGUUUAUAUUUAUGAUUUUGAAUCCGUGCUUAACAGAGAACAGCCUUCAAGGCGUGAUUUGGUCAGAAGAGACCGAGAUCACUACUAUCGAGGAGUUUGGGGAUAUCUUAACAAGACUAUUGUCCUUGGAACGCAGAAUGGAAUUAUUGACGUUGUUGACACAAAGACAGGUGAACUUUUAUUAAGCCACCGUGCCCAUGUAAAUCAGAUUACAAGUCUAGCUUUUUCGCCAGACUUUAGCAUGCUAAUCACUGCCUCAAGAGAUUGUUUUGCAAAGCUCCUUGACCCAGAAACAUUAAAAGAAAUAAGAGUUUUUAAUGCUCAAAGGCCAUUGAACAGCGCUGUGAUUUCUCCAUUAAUGCUAAAUGAAGGAAGUCCUAAAUAUCAUUGCUUGGUAGCUGGAGGUCAAGAAGCAAGAGAUGUCACCACAACAGCGACAGAUCAAGGAGGCUUUGAAAUCACAUUUUAUAAUAUGAUCUUUGAAAGAGAAAUCGGAAGUGUAAGAGGCCAUUUCGGACCUGUCCACUCUGUUGCUGUCCACCCUAGAGGUCACAUGUUCGUGACUGGAUCUGAAGAUGGUACUGCAAGAGUGCAUAUCCUUGACCAGGAUUAUUUCACUCCAGCUUAUGAUUAA